CAGAGGGCCGGAGUUCCCGCCGCCCCGGAGGGUGUGUCCGCCCAGCUCCGGGGGAGGAGGAAGAGGGGAAUGAAAAGCCCUCUCUCUUACAAAAGCUUCCCAGGUGCGAAGCAGCGCGUCUGUUCCGCGGGGAGGCAGCCAUGCCCCUGAGGAAGCCCGCGGGCAAGCGGCGCAGCACCGACUCGGGCGUGGAGCCCGACCGCAGGGCCCUUUCUCAGGAGAAGAAGGAUCAGCGCAUCGCGCUCUUCCUCAGCGACUUCGAUCAGCAGGCCAAGGAAAAUAUCCAGGAAAUGAAGAAAGAACUUGAUUCGCUUUUGCAAACUGCUGAGAAGGCGUUUACAGUGGAGCUACUGAAGAUGCCAGUUGCCAUCAGGAAAAUGAGAAGAAAAGACUUGCUCGUUACAGAUUUGCAAGGAGGGGAGGAAGUGGCUCUUGCAGAUGCAGUGACUGAUUGCUCUCUAGAAGACAUACCAAAUCCAAAACUGGUGAGGACCAACAGCAAAAAAGUUAAGGUAACUACAAUUGUUGAAUAUGAAGAUGACAAGCAUAUUUCUGGAAAGAAAACAUCUAAAAAAGUUUCCAAAACAAAGUCGUUGGUUUCAUUGGCCUCUGGUUUAAAUACCAAAGUGAACCGUCUUACUAGGUCUGCUCACUCUUCUACAAGUGUGACUGAGGCCUUUAAGUCUCUUGCUUCUGAUUGUGGUGCCACAAAUUUCAAAGCCAUGCCAAAGUUAUCUAAAAGUGCUGGACUUCAACAGACUGUCUCGAGAACUCUACCUACCAGUGGAAGAGCUCAAGGCAUGUUAAAAAGAAGUAAAUCAGUACCCCAAGAUAAAACACUUCCAUUUGUAAACAUUCCCCUGGCUGAUGGACAGACACUCUGUACGGCUGGUGGAGACCUCCGUAACAUUGAUGUGCAACUACUAAAUCAAGAUACAGUACAGCAUAUUCAUAACUUAGUGAGUGAGCUGACUGUACUAUGCGGAAAGGCAAAAGCUAAACCAAACUAAUGGAACCAUCUUGUGACUAUAGAAUAUUCACGACAGCUCUUGCUUGCUCCCUCUGUUUAUAGAAUGUCUACAAUAUCUUAAUAAAGCUGUAUACUGCUCAGUAAAUGUUUUUAUAUAAA
This is a messenger RNA of Calypte anna (Anna's hummingbird), 1129 nucleotides long. Its product is annotated as borealin-2. The transcript has 10 exons. Gene Ontology annotation, cellular component: chromosome, centromeric region; spindle midzone; chromosome passenger complex. NCBI's taxonomy places the organism in Eukaryota, Metazoa, Chordata, Aves, Apodiformes, Trochilidae. Gene Ontology annotation, biological process: mitotic sister chromatid segregation. The record is from RefSeq and is a predicted model, not a curated record. Bases 141 to 1010 code for a protein of 289 amino acids.